Molecule: messenger RNA, 1515 nt
Organism: Debaryomyces hansenii CBS767
Lineage: Eukaryota; Fungi; Ascomycota; Pichiomycetes; Serinales; Debaryomycetaceae
Product: pantothenate kinase
Exons: 1
Coding region: 1-1515 (504 amino acids)
Biological process (GO): coenzyme A biosynthetic process
Cellular component (GO): cytosol; nucleus
Molecular function (GO): pantothenate kinase activity; ATP binding
Source: RefSeq, a predicted model, not a curated record
AUGGGGUUAUUAACGCAAGCAAAACCAAAUUCCAACGAUGAACUAGAUUUACAGCUUAUUAAUCCAGGAAAAAUAAAAAUCGAUUGUUCAGGAUCCUAUAUUGCCAACGAUCAUUUGUUGAGAGAACAAUAUCAAUCACCGACACCUUCAACCACACCAUCACCACAAGCAUCAGAUUCUUCAUCCGAGUCUGAUGGAGACGUGGAUGGAGAGCUUAACGGAUUCAAGGAGGGGGAAAGUGAAAGCAGCAAUGAGCCAAAGGGGAAUGCUGUCUUACCACCAGAUUUGAAGAUGGCGGACGUUUCCUCUAAUAGAAUUAGAGAAAUUGAGUUAAGUACCACAAACCAGAACAGGGAGUACGAUCUCACGAAGAAUAUCACCUUACCGAAGCACAAUUCUGAAGUGAUUCAUGUUUCUGUUGAUAUUGGCGGGACGUUGACUAAACUUGUGUAUUUCACUAAAAGUCAUAGGGUAGAUGGAAAAGGUGGGGGAAAAUUACAUUUCAAAGAUUUUCAAACUGAAACAUUCAGCAACGAAGUGUUGAAGUUUAUGAUCAAGUUGAUCCAGAAAUCGAUCCACAAGAAAGAGGUUCCACCAAUCACCUACAUAAUGGCUACGGGUGGUGGUGCGCACAAAUUCUACCAAUUGAUGACUAAAACGUUUCGUAAAUACAAACUUCCAAUGAAAAUUAUAGCGAAAGACGAAAUGCAGUGCCUCAUCAAAGGUUUGGAUUGGUUAAUAACGAAAAUUCCAAACGAGAUCUUUACAUACGAUUUGGAAGAGAAUAAUACAAAAUUCAUCCCUAACCCGUAUACCCAUGAUGAACAAAUCUACCCUUAUCUUUUGGUCAACAUUGGAAGUGGUGUAUCUAUGAUCAAAGUUACUGGUCCAGGUCCCGAUGGCUUUGAAAGAAUCGGUGGUUCUUCAUUAGGAGGAGGUACCUUGUGGGGUUUGUUGUCCUUACUUACAGAUGCAAACGACUACAACGAAAUGUUAGAAAUGGCCCAGCGAGGUAACAACGAAAACAUCGACUUGUUAGUUGGGGAUAUUUACGGAUCAAACUACAAUAAAAUAGGUUUGAAGUCAAGCCAUAUUGCAUCCUCCUUCGCCAAAGUAUUCAAAAAAUUAAGAUUCAAUAGUGAUCCCAACAAAGACAACACACUCAAUGGAAGUGUCAGGUUGACACCUGCUGAAAAACUAGCUCAGUUCAGGCCGGAGGACAUUGCCAGAUCUUUGCUAUACCUGAUUUCAAACAAUAUAGGCCAGAUCUCGUAUUUGCAAGCAUUAAGAUUUGGCUUGAAGAGAAUAUAUUUCGGAGGCAGUUAUAUCUCAGGCCAUAAGCAGACUAUUCAUACUCUCUCAUACGCUGUUAAUUUCUGGUCUCAUGGUGACAUGAAUUCUUACUUUUUGAGACACGAGGGUUAUUUAGGAAGUGUAGGUGCUUUCAUGAUGGGGCCUAACUGCGAGACGUUGAAAAAUAAUGAAUUGAAUUCUCCAAAGUCCACCAAAUCAUGA